AAAAAAAAAAGAAAGACCACUUUGUGAAUCACUGGUUUAAAAAAGGCAAUAUCUUUCUUGCUGAGCUUCUAUAAAUAGAUCUAAAUGUCCUAUGUGUAGGCUUAUACACAGUUCAAAUAAAGCGCGCAAACAUUUAAUUAAAUUAAAUGACAUUUUGUGUGUGUGUGUGACAUUUAGUUUUUACUAGUAUAAAACUGUUAAGGAAAUAGCUACUUGUGAACUAAAUGUAAGAAAAAUGAUCAUAAAUGUUUACCUUUAUAUCUGCUUGAUUUCAUUUGGGAAAGUACAUUCAGAUGGGGAGAUAAUUCAAGAAGUUACCAGGUACUACAAACACAAUCCAAAGUGUUGUCUCUCUUUAAGUGAGCUGAAAACUUCUGGAGAAUGUGCCAACUACUCUAAAGAUGACAGCUUUGAAAGUGCUAAAGCUAAGAUCGAUAUAGUGGCAGAACCAUCCAAGGAAUUCUUGAAAUCUUUUACAUGCUCGUCAUCACCGUCAGAGAUUGUCGCCGGGGUGACAAGGUCACUCGUUGUAGAAUGCUUGCUUUCAAAUCACAACGUCACUGCAUUGCCCUUCGUGAUGUCCUUGACCCUGUCACACUCCAACAGCACAGGGGAUUCAGCGUACACACACAUUGCUACCCUAAACGGCUUUGAUUCACACAUUUCCGGGGACGCACAAACCUCUUUGGAAGCUCAGACCCAUGGUGCCAUCAACACAACGGGAGAUUCCUUUCUACGAGUAACCUGGGCAUACCCGAUAGCAAAUAGAGCUGGGGAUUACCGAUGUGAUGCCAUAGGGAUCAGCGAGUCUGGAAAGCCCGCACGGCUAUCGACUACUUCGAAAGUCACGCUUGCAAGCCCUGAGAGUGAGAAGGAACGAAUUGUGGAGAAAUUAAGGAAUCAAUCUAUUCUGAUAGAAACACUUGAGACGACACUAAAUCGAACAAGCUUUGAAAAUAGUCAUGCGAUUCUCGAUUUAGAAAAAGAAAUUCAAAGUCUGAAAGCGGCAGUGCAACAGCAAGGGAAUAGACUUAAUCAGUUUAUUCCGAUGAGUUUGCCUGUUCUGAAAAGCAUGCUCUUCACUCCGUCCCCUAUGUACAACGGGCGAAGGUACUUCUUAUCACAAGCGAAAUUUUUUUUUGACUCUAAAACUGCCAAGUCCAACUGUGAAUACUUCGGAGGUUACCUGGCAGAAAUAGACUCGGCGGAAGAAUUCGGUUUUGUGAAAUCCUAUUUUUUGGCUUCCAUGCCGUCUAGGUUUGUCUACAUUAGUGGCACGGACGAGGCUCAGGAGAAGGUCUGGGUGCACACUCACAGCAAAACUCCAGUCAGGUAUCUCAACUGGGGAAGCAACGAACCGUCUCAUGGAAGGGAAGAGAAUUGUGUAGGAUACGACGCCAGGAGGGUGUUGGUGGACAUCCCAUGUAAUUACUACGCUGAAACAUCCACCUACAUCUGCGAAAUACCUGAAUAGUGCAAUUGUUCUAUUUUAUUCUUAGUCUAUCUAUCUAUCUAUCUAUCUAUCUAUCUAUCUAUCUAUCUAUCUAUCUAUCUAUCUAUCUAUUUAUCUAUCUAUCUAUCUAUCUAUCUAUCUAUCUAUCUAUCUAAAAUGUUUAUAUGUCUAUAAAUUUUAUCUAUCUAUCUAUCUAUCUAUAUACCUAUCUACCUAACAAUCUAUCUAUCUAUAUGUGUUUUAUAUUUCUAAUGGACAAAUUUGUCUUUAGCAUUUAUAGUCUUUAUUGUCUUUAGCAUUUAUAGUCUUUAUUGUCUUUAGCAUUUAUAGUCUUUAUUGUCUUUAGCAUUUAUAGUUUUUAUUGUCUUUAGCAUUUAUAGUCUUUAUUGUCUUUAGCAUUUAUAGUCUUUAUUGUCUUUAGCAUUUAUAGUAUUUAUUGUCUUUAGCAUUUAUAGUCUUUAAUGACUUUAGUAUUUAUAUUUAUAUAAAUCUGUAAUAGCUGUAGACCAAUAACAAUAAAUCUAUGCGAUUAA
Molecule: messenger RNA, 1986 nt
Organism: Biomphalaria glabrata
Lineage: Eukaryota; Metazoa; Mollusca; Gastropoda; Planorbidae
Exons: 3
Coding region: 236-1474 (412 amino acids)
Biological process (GO): biological process involved in interspecies interaction between organisms
Cellular component (GO): external side of plasma membrane
Molecular function (GO): carbohydrate binding
Source: RefSeq, a predicted model, not a curated record